This is a messenger RNA of Aethina tumida (small hive beetle), 801 nucleotides long. RefSeq lists its product as uncharacterized. NCBI's taxonomy places the organism in Eukaryota, Metazoa, Arthropoda, Insecta, Coleoptera, Nitidulidae. The record is from RefSeq and is a predicted model, not a curated record. The transcript has 6 exons. Bases 181 to 801 code for a protein of 206 amino acids.
CUAGAAUACUCGACUCAGUUAAAAACCUUAGCUGGACCACGAUUUAUUUAUCUAGUGUCAACGCCUAAAAUUAAUUUGGGAAUUUGUGAAGAAAGUAAUGAUACGUUAAACAGGUCUAAGAGGUCUGCCCUUUUAGUUUUUCCGUUUGGAGGCACUUUUAAGAUAGUGUUAGGUAUUGGUAUGCCUAUUCCUUUGGGUAUAAAACAGUCUAUGGCCAUUGGUUGGAAUCUUCAAUGGCAAUAUCCAUGUGCAACGAAUAUUACACAAUUACAGUCAUAUCCACCCGUUGUUGGAAAAUCUCGAGAUAAACGUAAUAUUGAAAACGAAGACCGACCUAGUGAUCGAGCUUUAGCCUACAAGGGUUUCGAAGACAUAUUGGAAAGACACGGAAUAAACGGACAGGCUUGUCUUUUAAGAAGUAUUUGUGAAAACGCCAUUUUCAGCACAUCUCAUGAAAUAAACGGGUUAUACGGAAAACUAAUACAUAUAGCUUUAACACCAGACUAUGGUGAUGGUGUGGUUGAGCCUGAUCUAGAUCCGAUAUAUUUUGACGCCCAAAGGGCGGGAGAAUAUGGAGUGGAUUGUAAAUCUCUUUUUCCCAAUUGCAAUUUAAAAAAUGAGGGUGUUGGAUGGACAAAGGUGCAGCGGAGUAUUCCAAGUGGCUCGCAGAGCACCAUCGACACAAAGGAGUGGCACAGGCGUGUUCGCACUCGCCUACAGUUUUUUUACAGGAUUCUCGAAUGCGUACCAUUAUAUUUCCUUCUUGGGAAUAGAAAAUAUUUUAACAUUUUAGUUAGUUAA